Dromiciops gliroides (monito del monte) is the source of this 1646-nucleotide messenger RNA. Its product is annotated as ras-related protein Rap-2c-like. Bases 88 to 747 code for a protein of 219 amino acids. The record is from RefSeq and is a predicted model, not a curated record. NCBI's taxonomy places the organism in Eukaryota, Metazoa, Chordata, Mammalia, Microbiotheria, Microbiotheriidae. The transcript has 2 exons. Gene Ontology annotation, molecular function: GTPase activity; GTP binding.
GUGGGACAGAACCCUUCUGACCUCAGGAUCCUGGGAUCUGUGAAGCUCGAAACAGUAGGUGACCAGGUCCCUUUAUCUUCCGACACCAUGGCCCUGAACCCAGCCAAGCCCAAGUCCAGCGUGCGCCUGGUUUUCUUUGGCGCGGCUGGCGUGGGCAAGACUGCGCUGAUCCAGCGCUUCCUGGCGGACACUUUUGAGUCUCAGCACAAGCGCACGGUGGAGGAACUGCACUGCCUGGAGUAUGAGCUGGACGCGCAGCAGGUGCGCGUGGAGAUCAUGGACACGAGCGGCAGCUAUUCCUUCCCGGCUAUGAGGCAGCUUGGCAUCCGCCGCGGGGACGCCUUCGCCCUCGUCUACUCGCUUCAGGAACCCGAGUCCUUCCAGGAGGUGCGGCGGCUGCGCGCCGAGAUCCUGGAGACCAAGGGGGAGGCGCUCAGCCCGCCGCCCAUCGUGGUGGUGGGCAACAAAAGCGACUUGGCGCCCCGUGGGAGCUUCCCCGACGCCGUGAUCGCCGCCGUGCAGCUCGAGUGGGGCGGCAUCUACCUGGAGGCGUCGGCCAAGCGCGGAGAGAACGUGCUGAGCCUCUUCCAGGAGCUCCUGCAGCUUGUGCACCUGCCUAGCCGCCUCAGCCCGGCACUGCGCCGGCGCCGCCAGACCUUCCCAGUGGGAGCGCCAGAUGGGGCGAUGGGGACGAUCCCCAAGUCCGGAGCCGUGAUGCGCAAGCGCCACAGCUGUGCUGUGUCUUAGCGCUCGCCAUUCCCCUGUCUCUGAGCGACCCAAACCUGGAGAAAGAAAAUGCAGCCUCGGCUUAGUGCCCUUCCCUUUCUUUCUCAGUUUUCCCCGCCGCUUUGGUUCAGACUCUCGAACCCCUCCCCCCCCCCAACCUGGCUGAAGCUGCUGUAGGUAUCCUGGCGCUACUGACACACUUCUCCCUUUAAGGGGCGCAGCGGAGUAGUUUCUUAGGGGGCUCUAUGGGACUGGGUCCCAGGGUUGACUAGGGCCUGCGUGGUUUGGACGGUGCCGACGAUCCUGUUCUAGGAUGGGCGGGGUAGAAACGAGGUGCCAAGUGUGAAUAACCCGAAAGUCCUAGCUUUCGGUCCUGAAGUUUAGGCUGAACUCCGGGAGGGGGUGCCGCUGGACCUUUGUGGUGGACGCUGGUCCCGCAGAAGGCUUUGGGGCUGUACUCUGGGUAGGGUAGCAGUAAAAACGCUUCUAUGCAGUUAAACUUUGGGACACUUUGAGGGAGUUUGGACCAGCUGAUUCCUUCCAGCUCCAGAUCCUAUCACACUGAAUAUGAGAAGCUAUUUUCUUGUCUGUACAGUGGAAAGUGCCUGAUGUGCCAAGUCUCUGAAAAACAACAUCCAUGCUAAGCUGUCAUGGCCAAACUCAAUUGCUUUGCUUGCAGUCUGCCACCGCUUUUAAUCAGUUCUGCAGGAAGGGGCAUGUUAGCUUCUAGGGACCCCAUUAACAGUUGUUUUCUUCUACCCCGCAUGUGCUCAGUGUCACGGUUUACCCUUGCAGCUGUGUUGCUUCCUAAAGCAUUCCUCAUUGUUUUAGCUUCCUGAGUAGGUUGUAAACCCUUCAGGUGUAAGGACUGCCUAUUGCAUAAUAUAUACGAACAUAUGCAUAUAUAUUUGGUAUACAAA